This is a messenger RNA of Folsomia candida, 1835 nucleotides long. RefSeq names its product 26S proteasome non-ATPase regulatory subunit 12 (gene Rpn5). The record is from RefSeq and is a predicted model, not a curated record. NCBI's taxonomy places the organism in Eukaryota, Metazoa, Arthropoda, Collembola, Entomobryomorpha, Isotomidae. The transcript has 8 exons. Gene Ontology annotation, cellular component: proteasome regulatory particle, lid subcomplex; nuclear proteasome complex; cytoplasm. The coding region runs from base 218 to 1666 and encodes 482 amino acids.
UCUCGCUGGCGGACGGAUCUAUUUUUCUGUGCCGUCAUUGUCAAGUCGGAGAGCAUCAAAUUUUGCAAUUUUUCUCCCCUUUUGAUUUUUGGAAAUUUGCAAACAGCUUUUGGUGUAACAAUCACUAAAGAGCCAUCCUCAAAUAUCACCGGAAAUAAAAGUCCGCUGCCUUUGACCUUUCUCAAUUGAGGCCAGUCUCAUUUAUCGGCAAGAUAGGAUGGACAUCAACUCUUCCACGUUGGCUCCGGCCGCAGAUACGGAGACUGUAAAAAUGGAGCAUGAUUUCUCCGAAGAAUGCAACGUUAAGAUCCCGGAAUCUGAAAAGCUGGCUCGAGAGGGAAACCUGACCAAAGCUAUUGACGAGUUGGUCGCCCUUGAAAAACAGACUCGAACGAAUGGGGACAUGAUUUCCACUGGUCGCAUCCUGGUAGCUAUUGUGAAAUUCUGCUACGAAGCUAAGAACUGGACCGCCCUUAACGAAAAUAUCAAUUUGUUUGCCAAACGGAGGGGUCAGCUGAAAGGAGCCGUUGUUAAAAUGGUCCAAGAAGCACAGACCUAUAUCGAUCAGUUACCUAAAAAAGAGCAGUAUGAGUUGAUUGACGCAUUAAGAGGUGUCACCGAGGGCAAGAUUUACGUUGAGGUGGAACGUGCACGUUUGACGUACAAAUUGGCAAAAAUGCGUGAAGAAGAAGGAGACAUUGCUCUGGCUGGGACGAUUUUGCAAGAACUCCAAGUUGAAACCUACGGAUCAAUGGAACGUCGGGAAAAGGUGGAACUGAUUCUGGAACAGAUGAGAUAUUGUCUCGCCAAGAACGAUUACAUUCGAACUCAAAUCAUUUCGAAAAAGAUUAACGUCAAAUUUUUCGAGGAUGAAUCUACUCACGACCUCAAGUUAAAAUUUUACAAUUCGAUGGUAGAAAUGGACCAACAUGAAGGGAAUUAUUUGAACAUUUGUCGUCAUUUUCGUGCAAUUUUGACCACUCCAAGAGUUCAGAAGGUUGAGUCUGAAAAGAAGAACUACACGCAGUGUGCUGUGCUUUAUCUUCUGUUAAGCCCUUAUGGAAAUGAACAGUCCGAUUUACUACAUAGAAUGUUGGAGGACAAAUCACUAGAACAACUUCCAACUUACAAGACAUUGUUGGAGCUUUUCAAGAAUCAAGAACUGAUUAAUUGGAAGGACCUUUGCGAGAUGUACGAAACAGAACUAAAAACGGGAACUGGGGCGACUGCAGUCUUUGACGAGUCAGAGUUUGGAGUGAAACGCUGGAAGACUUUCAAAGAUCGUGUCGUAGAGCAUAAUAUUCGCAUUAUGGCCAAGUACUACACCCGUGUUUCCCUCAGUAGGAUGUCCGAAUUGUUGGAUUUGUCUAAAGAGGAAGUUGAAACCUGCCUCUGCAGAAUGAUUGUGGGCACCACCGUGGUUGGACGAAUUGAUCGGCCUUCGGGAAUCGUAUCCUUUUUGUCUUCCAAAGAUCCCAGUGAAUCCCUGAACGAUUGGGCUCACAACUUGAGCAAGUUGAUGUCUCUCAUCUCCCGAACCACUCAUUUGAUCAACAAGGAGGAAAUGGUUCAUAAGCAUCUUCUAGGAGGCAACAAGCCGUCCACGUCAAAAACCUCAGUUGCCCCUCCCACCGUGGAACCCACUGCCAUGGAAGUUGACAACUAACACAUGUAACACCAUUUUAACUGUUCUAUUAUAUAAAACCCUCUUUGCAUAUGCAUAUUUAAUUAAACCGUUCAUCCUUUUGUAAUGGAAGAUUAGCAACAAACUAAUUUAUAAAUUUUGAAUAUGAUCAUGUAAUGAAUAAUAAAUCAUUGUCACAUUUUCAGUUCAA